Molecule: messenger RNA, 1710 nt
Organism: Owenia fusiformis
Lineage: Eukaryota; Metazoa; Annelida; Polychaeta; Sabellida; Oweniidae
Source: the annotation of a GenBank genome assembly
GGAAGAUUAAAUCAGAAUAUUUUGCAACAGCCGACAUACAUAACUUAAAAAUUAAUUUAUGAUAUAGUUUCACGGCUGCUGAAAUUUCAGAUGUCAAAAGAUUUCAUCAAAUUUCUUUAUGAUUUCAAGGAAGGGCCAAGGAGGAAGUUAAUCGACAUCGAGAAACAAGCAAUCAGGUCGAAGUCUCUCUAUUUAGUUGAGCUGAGCAAGAGUUAUCCACAACACGUCAUAGGAUGUGCCAGGGCAUUCCCACAUAUCAAACUGUUGAACUGCCCAUUCAAUCACCGCCACAAGUUCAGAAACAAGAAGUUGUUAGAUGCGCAUAAAGUCCAAUGCCCACACCGGGCUGUUGUGGAGAAUGAAAUACUUUUUGCUCAAAGAAAGUUUGACAGUGGAACUUAUGUGAAAGGGAACACGGAUGUGCCUUCGUACCACAGAGAGGUCGAAUGGCAUGAAUCUAAAGAGAACUGGGAUGAUGAAAUCCCAGAGUUUCCUCGAAUGGGUGUUGACCCUGAUGUUGUAAGUGGGAGGCCAAUGGGAAAGCACAUCUUCAAAGACACUGCAGGGAUGACAACAAAACAGAAGAAGGAGUUCAAGGCCAACCUGAUGGCCACAUUUCAAGAUGAACAUGAUGAAUACAGCGAAAACACAUUACCAGUUGGCAUGGAUGCCACCCCACCCGGUGGUAACACACCAAAUAGAGGUAACACACCAAAUAGAGGUAACACACCAAAUAGAGGCAUCCCAAACAGAAACACUCCACCGAUGUGCAAUACUCCACCAAGGACCUCCACUCCAACGAGGAUCUCAACUCCACCAAAGAUCUCAACUCCACCGAGGACCUCAACUCAUCUUGGAAAACCUGCAGUAUCCCAACCUCUCAGAUUACCCAAAGACAAACCUAAGGUGCUAACAAUGGCCAAUCAGAGCCAAAUGCAAAGAACUCUGGCUAUGGCAGGCAUAGGCCGAGGCAAAGCUCCUGGUGGCGGUGGUCAGCCUUUGGGAGCUGCACCAGCAGUUGGGGGGUUGCAAUCCAUGAGAGGCAAUAAUACCUCAAGUUUACAAGCAGUGACUAGAGUGUUAAAUGGCAACACUGAUAAGGCUGAGUCAAACAAAUUUGACAGAGAAAAAGCAAUCAAAAAGAUCCAGAAGAAACUAAGAGAGAUUGAGAAACUAAAAGUAAAGCCUGCCUCAGAGUUGAACAGUGAAGAGCGUGAAAAGGUCCAAAAGACAUCAGAACUGGAAAAGCAACUUCGGCUGCUCACUGAAGCUGUGGGGAAAUGAUUCGAUGACAAUCAGCUUAUGGACAUUAUAUGAUCUGAUACAUGGAUAAACUGAAUGUAUCCAGCAAAUCAUUUUGGACUUUAUUAUCCAUUUUGUAUGGACAUUUUUAGUUUUUAUAGUGUGUAUUAUCAGAUUACUUAAUAUCAUUUUGCCAUUUUGGAGCUAUUUUGUACAUUUCUGUAAAUAACAUGAAUCUUAUUUUUGAUAUACAAGGUGGGCCAAUAAAAAUGAAACCUCACAUAUAUUCUAUUUAAAGAUGUACAAAAGAACCAAAUGUCAUGAAAAUAAUUGAGUGUUAAGUCUUAACAUUUGAGGAUGUUUAUAUCCAAUUUCAAGUCAAAUGAUGUAUGUUUUAUAAUUUUUUUAUUGUCUUUGCUGAACCCAAGAUGUGUCUAGGUAGUCUUCAGCAUUCUGAUACUCAUAUCA